Messenger RNA from Chroicocephalus ridibundus (black-headed gull), 1826 nucleotides. RefSeq names its product Yip1 domain family member 5 (gene YIPF5). The record is from RefSeq and is a predicted model, not a curated record. Lineage: Eukaryota; Metazoa; Chordata; Aves; Charadriiformes; Laridae. Gene Ontology annotation, cellular component: trans-Golgi network; membrane. The transcript is spliced from 6 exons. Gene Ontology annotation, biological process: regulation of ER to Golgi vesicle-mediated transport; endoplasmic reticulum to Golgi vesicle-mediated transport; vesicle fusion with Golgi apparatus. The coding region runs from base 139 to 900 and encodes 253 amino acids.
UGGAGCCGCUCCGCCGAGCGCGCCGUGCGCAGGCGCGGCCCUGCUGCCCCCGGAAGUGCUCGCGCCGCUGGGUGACACGUCGCAGGGGUCGCGGCGGCGGGUGUGGGGCCGGGCCCGGAGGGGCUGAGAUAGCUUGCCAUGUCUGGGUUUGACAGCUUCAACACAGACUUCUUCCAGACGAGCUACAGCAUUGAUGACCAGACACAGUCCUACGAUUACAGCGGAAGACCGUACAGCAAGCAGUAUGGAGGCUAUGAAUACUCUCAACAAAGUGGAUUUGUCCCUCCAGACAUGAUGCAGCAGCAGCCUUACACAGGGCAGAUUUAUCAGCCGACACAGACGUAUGCUCCAACUUCAGCACAGUCUUUUUAUGGAAGUAAUUUUGAGGAUGAGCCUCCUCUAUUAGAAGAAUUGGGGAUCAAUUUUGACCACAUUUGGCAGAAGACACUAACGGUGCUACACCCAUUAAAAGUGGCAGAUGGCAGCAUCAUGAAUGAGACUGAUUUGGCUGGACCAAUGGUCUUCUGUCUAGCUUUUGGAGCCACGUUAUUACUGGCUGGUAAAAUUCAGUUUGGUUACGUGUAUGGAAUAAGUGCAAUCGGAUGUUUAGGGAUGUUUUGUCUCCUGAACUUAAUGAGCAUGACGGGCGUCUCGUUUGGCUGCGUUGCCAGUGUCCUUGGAUACUGUCUUCUUCCAAUGAUCCUACUUUCCACUUUUGCAAUUGUAUUUUCGUUGCAGGGAAUGAUGGGGAUUAUUCUCACGGCUGGAAUCAUUGGCUGGUGCAGCUUUUCUGCUUCCAAAAUCUUUAUUUCUGCCUUAGCAAUGGAAGGACAACAACUUCUAGUAGCAUACCCCUGUGCGUUACUGUACGGAGUCUUUGCUCUCAUUUCUGUGUUUUGAAUAGACUGUCCAAACUGUUGGACUCCAGUGGGCCAAAAUGAAAACAUCAACUUGGAACGUUUAGUUGGACCAGAAACAGCUGCAAACAACUCUAUAGUGUUGCUGUCAUGAAACUUAGACCUGUUUUGAAUCAUCUGGAACAAUGAAAACAAAUGUCUCGUGUUCACUUUUUUAGGACUUUGAAUACUGUUUUCAAUUGACCUGAGGUGUCUAUAGCUUUAAUAAGUGUUCAUGCUUAUCAAGUUAAUGUCAUUUCUUUCCCAUUCCUAUAUCUUUAGAAAAGUAAAUUUUGGUUGUUUAUUUGAGAGUUGUGUUUUUUGUUUAGUUUUUGUUUGGUUUUGUUUGUUGUUUUUUUUUCUUUUUUAUGGGAGUGAGGGAGGGAGUAGGUUUGCAGUUAUAAAUUGAUAGAUUUUUAUCCGAAAAAGUCAACAGAACUGCAGAUGCCGUAGAAUUGGGGUACUCCGAAUAAAUCGGCAAUAAUAAGGAACCUGUUUCCUGUCCCCUCUUAACCAAAAGCAAAAUGCACAAAUGAACACAAGCAAUUAGGGUAUUUUCUAUAUUUUAACAAAUAUACUCUUAAGCUCUUUGGUCUCAUUCAUUUGUUCAUUUGAUGUGGUAGUAAUUCAGGAUUUAAGAUACUUAAAUUAUGAAUUAGAAAACAGAUGCUUAAAAAUUAAAGGGAUCUGUAAUUCUGUCACACUUGAAAUACGAAUACAUUUGGAUGUCUAAGUAGCUCUGUGUUAACUUGGAUUUCUGAAGAUGACUUCAACUAGAGUUUCUUUUCCUAAUGGUGCACAUACGAGUAGAUGAAGAGUAAUCUCUUUUGCAGUACUUCCAAGAAAAACACCAUUUUGAAAAUGUUAUGCUUGUCAGUAUUGUAGUUACUGUAAAAUAAUUUAAGGCAUAUUGAUUAAAUUUUCCUUAAA